Molecule: messenger RNA, 2841 nt
Organism: Teleopsis dalmanni
Lineage: Eukaryota; Metazoa; Arthropoda; Insecta; Diptera; Diopsidae
Gene: Schip1
Product: schwannomin-interacting protein 1 homolog
Biological process (GO): positive regulation of hippo signaling
Cellular component (GO): plasma membrane; cell junction
Source: RefSeq, a predicted model, not a curated record
UUCACGCUCUGAAGUUUUCGUCAUGAGGUUAGUCGUGUUCGUGUUUGGUGUUUGUACGGUAUCCGGUGGACGUAAAUGGAACUGUGAAGAGAUGUUGAAAAAAAUCAAUUUCCUUUAAGUUCUACCUAUUCUCAUUAGUUUAGUGAAAAUAAACAUAUAUAUGGUGUAUAGAUUAAAUAUUUUAGGUAAAGCUUAUUAAAACUGUUCCUUAGAGCAGUCUUUAACUAUUUCUGAAAAAUUCAGAACGUUAUGCGAGUUCCUGAUAUAGCAACAACAGCCGGAUAUGCUGCACCGUUUAUGCAAGUCACAAAUAACCACGAAACCGGCGCUACUUAUACACACCCACAAUCUAGUAUUGAGCUUAAUAAAAAUGGUAAUUAUGGGCAUUUAAAUCCGAAUUUGUACAACACAACAGUUACUUUUACGUCAUCUGCCGAUGAGUUUGUGCAGAGGGCCUUGAGUUCAGCACUAUCUCCAACAUCUUUAGAUUAUACAUCAAAUAUACAACAACAACGACCAAUAGUCAGUAAAAUUCCAAAUCCCAAUCGUAACGUACAACAGAACGACUUUAAAGAGUACGAAGGUGCCAUUGGUACAGAUUCAAAUGAUUACUAUGAAGUGGAUACUAAUUGUGGUAACACCUACAGGAGUUUCAAAGAAGUUUUUAAUAUAAAUAAAACAUUUUUUGAGGAAUGUGUUAAAGAUUUUGAAAAUAUUAAUGCAUUAGAAAAUCUAAAUGCACCCUUGUCCAGCGAUGUCGAUUUGGAUCCAAUUCAAAUUAUCAAUUCUCGAAUUAAAUGUGAUCACACCAAAACACAUCAAACGUAUCAAAACCAAACAAGUAAAACCAACGAAAAUUUAAGUAUGAAAUUUAAUGCUGCUAGCUCAGCUGAAGGAAUAAAUGUAAUUGGUCACACUUUGGAUGCCAACAAUAAAGUAGCGAACCCCUGCGAAAAACUAGAUUUUGAGCAAAACGCAGAUAUAUUAAACGAAAAUGAUUGUGAAGAUCACUCGAUGACUGAUUUUUGCAAUGAAAGCACAAAACUCUCUUGCAGUAAUGAAGAUAUUGAUGAAUACUUAACUUCUCCCUCGUCGUCAAGUAUAUCUUUACGCACACCAAAGAAACGUUCAUAUUUUCCACGCGGCAUUAUUAAUCCUAAUUAUCCGGGUUUUCAGCACUUAGCACACACUUUAUCUGAACACUUUAUUAGUAGCACACCAUUUGAUUCCUAUGAUAGUGAUAUAUCGGACUACGAAAUGGAAUUGAGUGCCGAUAGUUUUGAUGAUGACGUCCUACCGGAAAAUAAUAAUAACAACAAUAAUGAUGAUAUGAUAGCUAAAGUUGAGCAACCAAUCGCAAAGGAAACAGAUAAAAUCGAAUACAAUGAAACAGCUAAAAAUAAAUUUGGUGAUAAUAAUCACAAUACAAAUGUAAGCGAAAAUCACAUAGAUGACUUGCCUAAUAAUCUAGAAACUACAUUAAGUCUUUUUGAACCACCUAAUGAGAAGAACUUUAAGCCUAUAACACUUCUAACAAAUACGUUACAAGGAGACAAGCAACAACAGGGGGAGCACGACUACGAUCAGAGUCUAAGACCAAGUUCAUAUAAUGUACACUGUAUUACACCAGAUAUUUUACAAAAGAAUUAUAAUCUAAGCGCAGAGUUCCCAACGAAGAAAGAAAACCGACCGGAUUUAUUAAAUGGUGUUAGUCCACAGUUUGCACGAAGUAAUAAGAUCGGCGCAACAACUGUCACACCAAAAAAAUCAGAAUAUGAUUUCAAUCGCGAACAGAAACAAAUCAUUUCAAUGAAAUGUGGUUUUGUUGCAAAUAUGGAAUCUCACGUCCCUAUUCGUCCGAACGAUAUAACGCGAGAUGAAAUUUCUCUUGGCAUAACACCUGUUGAUAUAAUCGGCGAUUUCGGACAAGAGGUUGAACGUGAGUUUGGGCUACUAGUCAGUGGUUAUAGGCGGUUAGUCGAUGGUUAUAUUGAAGUCAAUGAUGAAUGCAUGGGUUCAGCUGUAGAUUCCACCGAUAAACUUGCCGAUGCCUCAUUAUCAAUUGCUAACGAUGAAAUUGAUUCAAAUAAAUUUUUAUUAGCGUACAAUCAAUUAAAAGAAGAAGAAGACGAAAAUAUACGUGAUGAUGAUUUUCAAAUAAAUACUACUAGGGAAAAUUCCAUAUCAGCCAUAAUAAAAUCUCCGAACAGUUAUAUUGAAGAUGAUAGCAAUGCUGUAGAUUGGUUUACCACAUCAUCAGACCAAAGGGCGAAUACAGAAGAUACUGUACAAAAUACUGAAAGUGUAGCAGAUGAUAGCAACCGUAGCAGCAAUGCUGAUAAACGUAUAUACCAAAAAUCUUCCUAUGACGAACGUCAGCUGCCGCCAGUAGUGAUCGAAUACAAGCGAUGUCAGCAGAAUGUACGUCCAUCACGCAAAAGUCAGAAUAGUAAUGAAAAGAAUUCAAAGGGCACACCACUUAAGGCCACCCGUAAUCAUACGAAACCAAGCUUUACAAAUCGAUUUUUGCAUACUAAGCGCAGUAGCACUAAUUCUAAGUUGGAAAAUAGUUCCAAUAGAAAACGUGAAGAAGCUGAACUUCAUCAAUAUCAACAACUUAUCAGUGACAAAGAGCUUAUAUUGAGUAAUAGUCGCUAUGCGAAACUCUCGUCGUGGGCACAAUACUUAAAGAAUUCUGUGAAGGAGCGAGGAGGAAAAAAUUCUAAUGAUUUGAUAUCGCCAAGUGCUUUAGAACUCUUCGAUGCUUAUAAAAUUGGAACGGAAAUCGAUAUGGAAACAUUUGAAAAACAUCUUAAAAUGGCGAAGGAAAUCGAGAAAAAG